Messenger RNA from Salarias fasciatus (jewelled blenny), 536 nucleotides. Its product is annotated as altered inheritance of mitochondria protein 44-like. The record is from RefSeq and is a predicted model, not a curated record. Bases 4 to 420 code for a protein of 138 amino acids. NCBI's taxonomy places the organism in Eukaryota, Metazoa, Chordata, Actinopteri, Blenniiformes, Blenniidae. The transcript is spliced from 5 exons.
CAAAUGGAGAAUAGGAAAAAGGUUCCUUGCCGUGAACCUUUUUCAUGUGCGCCGAAGCCAAAGCGUUGUAGGACAGACUCGCCACUAGAGGAGGCCAUACUAAAGGACUUGGCAGAAGACAUGGAGGCCAGGCGCAGCACGCCAUCUCCGACUGGCAAGGCGGACGUGAGGAAUAAACACGAGGAAGGAGAGGUCACAGAAGAUCCAGCACACGCGGCCAAGAAAACAACCAAAGGAGAUGAUAAAACUGAGGAGACAGGAAACAUUGGAGAUGAGGAGGAGGAGGACGAGGAAGAGGAGGAGGAUGACGAUGAAGAGACUCCUGUGAAGGGGGGAUUUCUGACCCGCCUGGCCAGCUACGUCUUCCCCUUCUCCCUGUUCUCCAGAAACCACAGCCGAGAAAGACACGGGGCUCCAUGAAGACACUCUGAUUCACUAAAAACACUUCUAUAAAUUCUGUUUUAUGAGUGUUCAGACAGUACUUCUUUGUAUUUUUCAGAUUUUCCUUCUGGUUCUCUUAUUUAACAUUGAAAUGU